Molecule: messenger RNA, 1479 nt
Organism: Trichomonas vaginalis G3
Lineage: Eukaryota; Parabasalia; Trichomonadida; Trichomonadidae
Exons: 1
Coding region: 1-1479 (492 amino acids)
Source: RefSeq, a predicted model, not a curated record
AUGUCAUCAAUAAAAGCAGAUACUCAAAAAGAUCAAGAUUUAACAGUACAGGAUGAUGAAUCCUUAGCUAUAAAAGAUGAAGCAUUUAGUCCUAUUCUUAAUAAUAGCACUUUUGGCGAUGUAGAUUCAGAUAAUGCCAAAAUGGAGCCUAUGUCUGAAAAUGAAAAGAAAAUUCCGAUGUCAGAACAUGUUUUACUAACAUCUUUAGAUUCAGCAAUUCCAAAUUCGAGUACAAAAUUAAAAACCAAAGAAAAUGAAUCGAAAAUACCAAUAGCAGAGGAAAGUAUUGAAUUCAAGAACUCACAAACAAUACUCCCUCCAGUUAUAUUAACAAAUUCACCCGAACCUACCGAUAAUGAAAUAAUCAAAGAAACAAACGAAAAUAAAGAUGAUGCAUCUCCAGAAAAAGAUGAAAUGUUACAAAUUGAUCUUAAAUCCGAGCUUGCUGAAAUGAAUGACAAGAAAAACAAAUCAGAAGAUUCAGAAGACAAGAAUUCAAAGAAAAAUCCAUUACUUGUUGCAGCAUUAGAACCGAAGAAGCCAAAGAUACCAUCAUUUUGCGAAAAUAUACAUGAAUACACCCAUAAAACUGCAGAUCUUGAUGCAGCACUCAAAAAUACAAUUAAAAAGAAAACAGCACCAGAUAUAUCAAUAUGUCAAGAUCUCCUGUUUUAUGCUCGUGAAGAAAAUACAAAAGCAAUUGAUGCUGAAGAAUACGAUUACGCUUCUCAAAUAGAUGAAGCUAUUAAACUCAUUGUUAAAACACUUAAUGAAGAUCGUGCUCAAUAUGAUAAUUCUCAUGAAAAACAACAAAUUAAAUAUCGUUUGGAACAAGUACAGAGCAGAGAGUCACAGAUUACAGAAGAAUAUCAUCAGAAGCUAGACAAUCAUAAACAAGAAGUCGAAAGAAGACAAAAGGCUCUUGAAUUAGAACAUCAGCGUCAAAUCGAAGAUUUUCAAGCUCUAUGGGGUAGCCCAGAUACAAUGCAACAAUUCUCUAAGCCAAGUUCACAUCUUUUACAGUUAAAGAGGCAGCAACGUCAACUUGCUCUUGCUCAUGAUUUUGAUCAAGCAAAACAUCUUAAAUCUAUAGCCGAUGAGCUCGAAAAGCAAGAAACAGAAGCCGCUAGAGCACGAGCAGUUGAAGCAAUGAAAGUUGCUUACAGUAAUUUGCUUGAAAAACAAGAAAGGGAGAAAGAGUGCUUGAUAAAGAACGGAGAAAGAAAGGAACAACUCCUUGAAUCAGAGUAUCAAAAGGAGCUAUCGUCGAACGAGAAAACAAAGAAAUCUCUUCAAACUAGAUAUGCAAGUUCUCCUAAGAAUCCUAAGGUCACGAUUCCAUUCGUAGAGCAUAGAGGACACUCAACGCGUCGUCCUAUGAGUUCAGCAUCAAAAGUACAGGAAGGACCUCGUCUUGAUGUUAAGAUCGAUUUUAAAUCGAUUACAAAGAUGAAGACUCCAAGACCCCUUCCUAAAUAA